AUGGCAUCUCCUCCAACGGUGAUCUGGGUUCCAGUGCUGGUCAUCAUUCUGCUGGGCCUCCUGGCAGCAAUGGGAGUGUUUGUGCUGCGAAGAAAGCCCAAGUUGCUCAGCAAAGUACACAUGUCAAUGUAUGAAAGGAAUUCAGACGCUGGUCCUUCUCAAGACAAAUUUAAGGCCAUUCCAGUGACCAAAUUUCCAGAUCAUUUCUACCGCCUGAGCCGCGAUGAGAAUCGAGAGUUCUCAGUAGAAUAUUCGCAAUUCAGCACUGUAGGAGCAGACCUAAGUCAGCAUCAAGCAGCUCUUCCAGAGAAUAAGAGCAAAAACAGAUUCAUUGAUAUACUGCCAUAUGACUGUUCUCGUGUGAAGCUCAGUACACGUGGCCAGAACUCAGACUACAUCAACGCCAACUUCAUACCCGGCUAUGGGGGCAAGAAGAUGGAAUACAUUGCGGCUCAAGGUCCACUCAGCUCCACCGUCAGUGACUUCUGGAGAAUGAUCUGGGAGCAAAAGUCAGAACGGAUUGUCAUGGUUACCAACUGUAUAGAGAAUGGAAAGGCUAAGUGUGACCACUAUUGGCCUAAAGGCCCUUCUCCAUGUCGCCAUGGUGACCUACUCAUUACCAUGACAUCAGAGCGUAAAGACAACAACUGGACCAUGCGGGAAUUGAUUGUAAAAAAUGAGGCCAAAUCUGAGGAAAGGCGAGUUAAACAUUUCCACUUCACAGCCUGGCCAGACCAUGGUGUUCCUAAGGGAACCAAGGAACUGAUUCAGUUCUGUGGACACAUUCGGCAGCACAUUGACAGUUCUCAAUCCUCAGGGCCCUCAGUUGUGCACUGCAGUGCUGGAGUUGGCAGAACAGGCACUCUGAUAGCCCUGGAUGUGCUGCUGCAGCAGGUGGAGAGAGAGCAAGCCGUGGACAUUGCAGGGUUUGUCCAUCGCAUGAGACGCCAUCGGCCACGCAUGGUGCAAACAGAGUCCCAAUAUGUAUUUCUGCACCAGUGCAUCAAUGAUUGCUUGAAACAGAAGAAACCAGAGGAGCCGAUAUAUGCUAACAUAACUGGCCCAGAUGUAAUCUAUGUAAACACUGCAGCCAUAACCUCCAAUCACAGGAAAUGAUUGUAGCCUUUGAGAUUAGUAAAGGUACAUUAUGCAGGUUUAGCUAUUUUUGGCUCCCUCUAGAGUCAUUUAUAUUUAGUCAUCUAUAUUUAUAUUUUACUCUGCUGUUGUUAAUAGCAAACUUCUUUUGAAUUAUCCCCCUGCACGAAUUAAACAUGUUUUUGUUGUGAAGGAUUAACAACAAAGAGCUACAUUAUAUCUAUACUGACAAGGUCAUGUUUCCCGAUUCUCGCGAGAUUUGAUGGGUCACCCUUCUUGAAGUUGCACGGCUGGUUUUCUCAGUAGCAACUCGUUAUGUCUAUGCGGUGGACAUUAGCUACGGGUGAACGAUUCACCUAUUUCAAGUUUGUGUCGUCACAUUGAGUUCGUAAAAAAAUAUUGCAUAUUGUACCUUUAACUUGCUGUUUCACAAUUUUAGAUAAAGGACAAAGAUAUUUGCUGAUAAAAUAAUCCUGUAAAGUCAAAAUGUCCACCAGAGUGACCGAAACACAUACAAGAGCAUCAUGAUUAUAUGUAAAUAUUACUUCUUCACUCAUAAUAAUAAUAAUAAUAAUGAUGAUAAUAAUAAUGAUAAUAAUAAUAAUAAUAAUAAUACAUUUUAUUUAUAAAGUGCCUUUCAAGACACCCAAGGUCGCUUCAUGGCCUAAGAAUUGGUUUGUGCUGCAUCUUUUGGUCUGAUUAGGCAUGACAUCUCUGGUCACAAGCUCCGUUUGACAGUUUAGAAACAGGCUUCACUCUAUAAAAUAUUGUAAAUAGAACAGUUUGAGCUUUACAUCAUAUGGACUACCUUUCAAUUGAAAGUCUACAGGCCUUUGUGACAUUUGUUUUUUUGUUCUACGAUGCAAUUGUAUGCUUAAUGUUUGAAGUAGGAAUGGUUGUAUUGCAUUGCUAGUAUCUGACUACUUAAUGCAAGGACAAGAAAAAGCCUCAACAGAUCAACACACUGUAAUUCAUACCUCAACAUGGACACCGUACUGCUCAUCAUGUAGAAAACAGAAGUAACCAUAAACUGUUAACAUUA
Messenger RNA from Sardina pilchardus (European sardine), 2137 nucleotides. RefSeq names its product receptor-type tyrosine-protein phosphatase H-like. Lineage: Eukaryota; Metazoa; Chordata; Actinopteri; Clupeiformes; Clupeidae. Gene Ontology annotation, biological process: peptidyl-tyrosine dephosphorylation involved in inactivation of protein kinase activity. The record is from RefSeq and is a predicted model, not a curated record. Gene Ontology annotation, cellular component: signaling receptor complex. The transcript is spliced from 11 exons. Gene Ontology annotation, molecular function: protein tyrosine phosphatase activity. Bases 1 to 1116 code for a protein of 371 amino acids.